Daldinia loculata is the source of this 1458-nucleotide messenger RNA. RefSeq lists its product as uncharacterized. Bases 413 to 931 code for a protein of 172 amino acids. The transcript has 2 exons. The record is from RefSeq and is a predicted model, not a curated record. NCBI's taxonomy places the organism in Eukaryota, Fungi, Ascomycota, Sordariomycetes, Xylariales, Hypoxylaceae.
ACAUAUAACUUACAUCUGCAGGUGAUUUGCAUUAGUGGCAGUCAUAUGUUGCACCCGCCAGAAGGGUGUAAUGCCUGUAUCCGCCUAGAUGCCGAGCCGUUGGCAACCCAACUGCAUGUAGGCUGGCACCUAUCACGAUAGGGCAGCGGAAGCGUCAUAUGAGUUAAACCAAUGUCAGACGACGAUGCGAUCCAAUUCUGCUGCAUAUGGAUUGGUGUGGGAUGUUCCAACGUGUCGUAGACGGACAGGUUAACAUACGCGGGGCUGUUCCCGUAUGACGGGUCGUCGAUAAAAUACCUAACGAUCGCCCUCCUUGGGACCCAGUUCCAAAGUAAUGCUUCUCCAGGACUGGAUCGUGAUUCUUGGAUCCGAUUCGUGAUACCAAAGUCUGGGCUAUCUUUAUACUUCCGAGAUGUCCGCGAACUCUACAACAUUGGUAGUUACCGCGGGCCUAGAGUAUUCGAGUGUCGUAAGGAGACAGGUCACGUUGACGCAGACUAUAAUAUACCCGGAUGCGACAUCUACCGCCGUCGUAACUCUCGACCGAGGUGCCACACCGACGAACACUCCGGCUCCGAGUUGGAACGCGGGCGCUGCUUCAUCUGACGGUCUCAGUCAACAACAGAUUGGUAUCAUCAUAGGGUGUUGCAUCGGGGCCGCCGUUCUCGGGAUAGUCUUAUGGUGCUGCUGCACAAACAGAUGUGGUUGUAGGCCUUACAGUGUCUAUAACAACGGCGAGAACGAUAUAAUAUACUUUUCGGAUGAUAUGGAAGAGGUUACUAUUGCCGAGCCGCAAAGAAGUUACUGGCCAGGAUUCCCUCGAUCGAUAUCCCCACCGGCUACCCCUACCUAUAUCGCAACGGAUACGGGUCCUCAGUGGACGGCGUAUGAGGCGUCGAGAAGAUAUCGCCCAAGCUAUUACGAGGGCUAAAUAUCAUCGUUAAUAUUCAACUGGUUGCCUAUCAUAGUGUUUCCACCCAAAGUAAAGGACCUAUUUACGGCCUCUGGUCUGCUUUACUGGUGGACUAUCACGCCACGGAUUUCUUUGGUACAGCUUCCAGGCGAACCCGGUUAAGUGCGCAUGCUAUGGAUUUUAAAUAAUUUGAACUUGAUUUCUUGGUGGAGGAUGAUACCCUUUUCAAAACUUGUUGAUGUUAUUGUAAACAUUUAUUACUGUCGGAAAAGCCAGUGUAUGAGCUUGGAUACAACCGCAUAUAUAGGGGCUACGACUACAAACUUUUCCUAGACAAAUAUAUACCCGCAUUCCUAAAUUUAUUGUAUGCCUACUUCUUCAAAAGCACGUUAGGGGUUUGUUCAGACACGCCAUUUCAUUCGUAUUAAUAGCAGGGAUGUGUCAGGAUUUAUACCCGUCGAUUGAUGUCAUACACAGAGUGAGUGUCUAGGAUAGGUAGACCAAGUAAAUAGUAGUAUUGAUCUUGUAACGCCUGGCCUUCUAUC